Messenger RNA from Symbiodinium natans, 849 nucleotides. The record is from the annotation of a GenBank genome assembly. NCBI's taxonomy places the organism in Eukaryota, Dinophyceae, Suessiales, Symbiodiniaceae.
AUGAUGGUGGCACAGGAAGAUGUGGAGGCGGCCUCAGGCUUGGAAUGUGAGCUGCUGGGGAAGUGGGGUUCUUUUGGAUGGUGGUUGCAGGUGUUCCUCGGCUGUGUGUGCCUUGUAUCCCUGGUGGGCAAGAGGUUCACCGACAAGGUGAGAAGGCCCUGGAAGGUCUGGUUCUUUGACACAGCAAAACAAGGUACGCAGGCCUUGAUGAACCACGUCAUCAACAUCGGGUUAUCCAUGGGAUUUGGGGAAUGGCUGGCAGUGGAUGCUGAUCCCUGCAAUUGGUACUGGAUUAACAUGUCCUUGGACUGCACCUUGGGCGUUGCGAUCAUGUUCCUCUUGCUGCGACUGCUGCAAUGCGUUUACCGCAGCAAACUGGUAGCACGGCCAGAGCUUGCAAGGUGCGGUCACUACGGCGAUCCGCCUGACACGAAAAUUUUUCUCCGCCAGCUGCUGGACUGGCAGGCGCUGGUCUUUGUACAGAAGCUCAUGCUGGCGGCGCUUGUCAUCAACUUCCGGGCAAGCAUGGCUUGGACUAGCACAGCUCUGCUUGGGUGGCUUGAUGAUUUCCCACGGGCGAAGCUCGUGGUUGUCAUGGUUCUGAUGCCGCUCAUACUGAACGUCUUUGCACUGUGGACAGCUGACAGCUUCUUGCAGGCCAAGACUAACGACUCUGAAGAAGUUCAGGUGAGAGAAUCGCUAGUGGCGGGCAUCCCUGCCGUGGUGGGACGGGACGUGCCCGCGCUCCAUGCACAGGAGGAGGACGACUCCAUUAUGUCGUUCCAAGAGUGGAAGCGGAAGACGUCGCAGCCACCACGAGCGCGGCUGACAGAGUUGACGUCCAUCUGA